Molecule: messenger RNA, 2695 nt
Organism: Syngnathus acus (greater pipefish)
Lineage: Eukaryota; Metazoa; Chordata; Actinopteri; Syngnathiformes; Syngnathidae
Product: UDP-glucuronosyltransferase 1-2-like
Exons: 4
Coding region: 506-2071 (521 amino acids)
Molecular function (GO): UDP-glycosyltransferase activity
Source: RefSeq, a predicted model, not a curated record
AAUUAUGCAACAACUUGAUCAUUUCUGCUUUCAAAAUUCAUAAAACAUAAAAAACAAGCAUGACGAUUUACUAAAAAAAAUAUUCAAAAUAUUAACAAGAAUACACUUUUUUUAACAGCACGUAAAACGAUUUAUUGUCACGACCACCCACCAGUGCUAACAAAAGCGAGCGCUCUGCUUUCAGGCCCCGGGGUGCAUUCCGGAGCCUUCCUCGCUCACCAGAUCCCAAAACAACGAAACGGGGAAAUAACACAGGAGCGUAGUACUUGCGCAAACAAACUUGAGAACAACAGGUCUGACCAACUCUGUAACUGAAUGAAAGGGCUCUGAUUUAGUGCAUGUUUGAGAUAUUUCAGGCUUUUUGGACUUGCGACCUGAAGCCGCUGGGCCGACCACGUGACCGCCGCCGUUAUCUUGGUAGUUCACCUGCAACUCCCGUUUCAAGUCCAACAUUUAGACGACAACACGCUGCCGGCAGUUUCCGUAGCUGCUGAGGAUCAACACCAUGGGAUCCUCGCCACUCGCAUUUAUUCUGCUGGCCUUAUUGGCGUCAUGGGGGGGUCCGCCCGGGUCUGACGGGGGCAACGUCUUGGUGUUCCCAGUGGACGGCAGCCACUGGAUCAACAUGAAGGUUCUUCUGGAGGAGCUCCACCAGCGAGGACAUCAGCUGACGGUCAUCAGAGCCGCCAACAGCGUCUACGUGCCGCAAAGCUCGCCGCUCUACACUGCCGUCACCAUCGACUUGGCGGGAACAUGGCAGGAAUUUUUCAAAUUUAUGGAGGAGCUCAUUACGAACCUCCGACAAGGACGCACCAUGCACCGCGAGUUCGCCAACUUCAUCUACAAGGCCCACUCGACGUGGGGAGACACAAUCUCCGAGUUCCUGGAUGAUGAGAGGCGAGUUCAGAGUUUAAGAGACUCCCGCUUCGACCUGGUCCUGACCGACCCGGCCAUCGCUCCCGGCGUGAUUCUGGCCAAGUAUUUGGACCUUCCUCUGGUGCUCAACGUACGCUGGAUCCAUGCCGGCGAGGGCCACAUGGCCAUGGCCCCGUCGCCCCUCUCCUACGUCCCCAUGCCGGGAUCAGGCUUGACGGAUAAGAUGAACUUCCUCCAGAGGGUAAAGAACGUCUUCUUCUACGUCAUGAUCACCCUCCAGCAGAAAAUCCUGAUCGAGCCCAUCUACAGCGCCAUCUGCAGGAAGCACUUCCCGGGCGGCUGCGAUAUCAACUCGCUCCUCCGGCAGGCUGACGUUUGGCUCUUCCGCACCGAUUUUGUCUUUGACUUCCCCCGGCCCACCAUGCCCAACGUAGUCUACAUCGGCGGCUUCCAGUGCCGGGACGCCCGCCCGCUGCCUGCGCACCUGGAGGACUUUGUCCAGAGCGCCGGCGAGCACGGCGUGAUCGUAAUGAGUCUCGGCAGCCUGGUCAACGCUAUGCCCGAGCGCGACGCUGAGGAACUCGCCGCCGUCUUUGCCAGGUUGCCGCAGAAGGUGAUUUGGCGUCACAAGGGUCCUCGGCCGUCCACGCUGGGCAAUAACACCCUGGUGGUGGACUGGAUGCCCCAAAAGGAUCUUCUGGGCCAUCCGCAGACCAAAGUCUUCGUGGCCCACGGGGGCACCAAUGGACUCCAGGAGGCCAUCUUCUAUGGCGUCCCCGUGCUGGGUAUCCCGCUCUUCUUUGACCAGUUCGACAACCUGGUGCGCUUGGAGCAGAGAGGAGCCGCCAAGAUCCUGGAGCUGGCUGACCUUAGCCAAGGCUUUGAGGCCAGCCUCAAGGAGGUUCUGAGCCACGACAGCUACCGGCGCAACAUACGGAAGCUGUCCGAACUGCACCGGGAUCAGCCUAUGAGGCCCAUGGAUCGUGCAGUCUUCUGGGUGGAGUAUGUGAUGCGCCACAAGGGGGCGCCGCAUCUGCGUACGCAGGCCUACGAGAUGCCUUGGUAUGCUUACUACGGCGUGGACGUGGCCCUGCUGCUGGCGGCCAUAGUGAUUGCGCCGGUGUUGUCCACCGUGGCUCUCGUCAGGUUCUUCUGUUGCAAAAAGACGAGAAAGAACAAAGCAAAACGACAAUAGCAAUCGACAAGGUGUUCCAACCUUGAAACCUGAAAGCUAAUAUUCAUCGUUUUGCUCAACAUUGAGCCUUUUCCAAGACGAUCUCAAGGUUCCACUGGACUUAUUGAAUUAGAAAACAGCAAAGUUGAUUUGGACUUCAGUAUUUGUCAUGAAAGACAAUUUGUGGUGAUUUGCAAUAUUUCCUUUUGCUGUACACGGGAAUGUCUGCGACGGGCCGAAACUUUGCAUGGAAAAAUCUGCCAGUGGUCUGGCGGGGAUGAUGAUGUCACUCGGGCUGGGAAUACGGAGGAGACAUUUUGUUGACUGCCUAAAAUACAUCCCUGCUCACAGUCUAACAAGAUGGAGUCAUCAUCAUCAUCCCAUUAGUGUUCUGCACAUGUUUUAUAUUCGUGUUGCUUCCAAGGACAUUUUGGUCACUACGACCAAACCCAAUUCACAGAAAUCCACACUUUGAUGGUUGCUUGCCAAUAAAUAGCAUCGAAAACAAGGCCACACAACAAGUCCCUUGCGAAAAGCAUAAAUGAUCAUAGUUCUAAAGCAAAUGAAUCUAUUUCAAGCUAGCAUACGCUCAAAUUGGACUUGCGUCAAUUUUCCUUUCCUCUGAUAAAACAGGUUCAAACAUGA